This is a messenger RNA of Coniophora puteana RWD-64-598 SS2, 1173 nucleotides long. RefSeq lists its product as uncharacterized. Gene Ontology annotation, biological process: proteasome-mediated ubiquitin-dependent protein catabolic process. Bases 1 to 1173 code for a protein of 390 amino acids. Gene Ontology annotation, cellular component: GID complex; nucleus; cytoplasm. The transcript is spliced from 6 exons. The record is from RefSeq and is a predicted model, not a curated record. Gene Ontology annotation, molecular function: ubiquitin protein ligase activity. Lineage: Eukaryota; Fungi; Basidiomycota; Agaricomycetes; Boletales; Coniophoraceae.
AUGGACGGUCCACUCAAGGAACUCGCAAAGAUCGAGAAACUCGCAGACAGGGACGCGUCCGGAAAGCUCCCCGCCAUACAGACAUCCCUCGACGCCCUCCUCCACUCCCUCAACGACGCAAAGGACCGCAUACAGGCCAACAACGUCUCCCCCGAUACUUAUGCCCUCCUCGUCCAGUCCGUCGACGCCAGGAAGAAGGAUAUCGAUGACAAGCAGAAGGAGCUCUACAACGCCAUCGCAAAGCUAGGAAAGGCCCUUGACAAGAAAUUCCCCACUGCGCUCCCUUCCUAUGACCCCCUCUUCGCGUCGGACAACUCUCGCCACGCCCUCGAGCAUACCAUCGCCCUCCACUUCCUGCGCACUGGACAGUUUUCUACUGCAGAGACAUUCAUACAGGAAUGCGGCUUGGACAUAGCCCCUGAGCGCCGCUCCCACUUCCUUCAACUCCAUCAUAUCCUCACUGCCCUUCGCAACCAUGACAUCUCCUCCGCUCUCGAAUGGUGCAGCCAUAACCGUCCUUUCCUCCACGCCCGCUCAUCCCCCCUCGAGUUUCACCUCCACCGCUCUCAGUUCGUCCGACUUCUUCUCGCCAACCACCCACCAGACCCAGACAUCGCCCUCGGCUAUGCAAAAACGGCCAUGCAGGCCUUCUUUGUCGAGCACGCGUCCGAGUUCCAGCGCCUCAUGGGUGCCCUCCUCUACCUGCCCAUCGACCACCUCCAGCGCUCUCCGUAUGCGGACCUCGCCUCCCCCACUCUCCAUCUCGACCUUAUCCCCCUCUUUGCAAAAGAGUACUGCGCGAGUCUCGGUAUGAGCAGGCAGCUUCCCCUCAGCACCAUUGGCGACAUCGGCGGGGGUGGAGCUCUCGCCCGCAUCGAGAAAGCCAAGAGCGUCAUGCGCGAGCGCAAGAGCGAGUGGAGCCAGUCUAAUGAACUUCCGGUACGUUACAGUAUCGAGAUACCACUUCCACCAGAGAACAGAUACCACUCCAUCUUUGCUUGUCCAGUCUCCAAGGAACAAUCGACGGAAGCAAAUCCUCCAAUGAUGAUGGCUUGUGGGCACGUCAUCAGCAAGGAGUCGCUGGGCAAGUUAAACAAGUCGAGCGGACGAGUCAAGUGCCCGUAUUGUCCCAUGGAGUCAGCGCAUACCUCGGCCAUAAGAGUGCAUUUUUGA